Molecule: messenger RNA, 286 nt
Organism: Entrophospora candida
Lineage: Eukaryota; Fungi; Glomeromycota; Glomeromycetes; Entrophosporales; Entrophosporaceae
Source: the annotation of a GenBank genome assembly
AGAGAAGAAGUUAGAUUGUUGAUAUCAGAAAUCGAAUUGUUAAAAAAUCAAUUAGAAAUUAUUAAAAAUAUGAAUACUGAUAAUGAAAGAGACAUUAACGUUAAUGCCACCAACAAUAAUAAUGCUGUUAAUAUUGGAGCAGUUGUUGCUGAUACUGUUAAUAUUGAUAAUAAUAAUGAAGUUGAUAAUGAUAUAGAUAUGGAAGUAGAUUCUGAAGAUAUUGGUGAUAACAGCAUUAGUAGUAACAACAUUGAUGCUGGUAGUACCCAAAAUGAUAUAGUAGAAG